AUGGAUUAUGUAUCUGGUCAAGCCAAAGAUUUUUCAUAUUCAUUUUGUUUAACCAAAGAUUUAGAUUUUCCGUUAAAUGUACGAAUUUUAGAAGGAAUUCGAGAGAAAAAAACAUUUACAGCUACUCUUAAAGAUCCUUCACUUAAAUAUACUGGAGUACAAACAAGUGAUUAUUCGGUUUUAUAUGUAACUUGUCAAGUAUAUGCAGAUAAUAAACCACUUACCAUUCCUAUAAGAACUUGUUAUAAAUCAUUUAAAAAUCAUUGGAGUUGGAAUGAAUGGUUGACAAUUCCUUUAAAAUAUCGGGAUCUUCCUGUAACUGCACAUUUGGCAUUAACAGUAUGGGAUAUUUAUGGUCCACGUAAAGUUGUUCCGGUGGGUGGGAAACAUAAAUGUUACCUUUGGCCAGAUGUUGAAGCAGAUGGACGUGAAAAUUCAAUUACUCCAAGUAAAGUUGGAAAUAAGAGUGAAAUGGAUCGAUUAGAAAAAUUGGUUAAGAGAUAUGAAAGGAAUGAUAUGUCUAAAUUAGAAUGGUUGGAUAAUCUUGCUUUUCGUCAAAUUGAAAAGAUUCAUAAGCAAGAAUCAUCAAAGUCAAAAAACUUAUAUUUGUAUAUAGAUUUACCUAAAUUUGAUUUUCCAGUUGUCUUUAGUGAACCUUUAUCAAUACACAAUCCAAUGGUAAUGGCGGACUUUUCAGGUUUAGGUUUAGGAGGAACGGGAACAUCAGGAUUAGGAGGCGGUGGUGGAUGUGGAAAUGGAGGAACGGGAGGUGGUGAUCCAAGUAUAAUAUUUAUUACGGAUCCCGAAAUAUUUCAGGAUAAUCCGGUGGAAGCUAAACAUAGGAAAUUAGUAAGAAGUGGACCUUUAGAUCGUGAUUUGAAACCAAAUGCCAAUAUUAGAGAUGAAUUAAAUGUGAGUUUAUACUAA
Molecule: messenger RNA, 927 nt
Organism: Diversispora eburnea
Lineage: Eukaryota; Fungi; Glomeromycota; Glomeromycetes; Diversisporales; Diversisporaceae
Source: the annotation of a GenBank genome assembly